UUUUUUUUUUUUUUUUUUGGUAAAAGAACUUGUUUUUCUCAGGAAUUCAUGAUGAAGAACCUUUUUUUGCCUCUCUUAGUUGUCUCUGUUCUGUUUAUGAGCAGCUUCUCAGAAGUGCAGGGAGGGAAAUGGAAAGGUGAAGGUACAACACAAAACCUGGAAAAUAUUGUCAUUGGAAGAUGCUAUGACUAUAUUAGGAUUGUGAAUCCUGCUGUGGGGGAGAAAAACUGUUCAGAGAUAUGGGAAGCAUUUAAAAAUGCAUUUAUUAACAAGGAUCCUUGCAACAUUCUGCCUGAGGACUAUGAAUUAUUUAUCAACCUGUCCUUGCACACAAUUCCACCUAACAAGUCUCUCUUCUGGGAAAAUAAUCAUCUGCUAGUCAACAGCUUUGCUGGCAGGGGCCGGCGCUACAUGUCUCUGGCUGAUACUCUGUUUGGCUGCUUUGGAGAUUUUCUAAACUGGUGUGGGCAGGCCAACAGCAUUGAAAUGGACUAUGAAUCCUGCCCUACCACGGAGGAAUGUGAAAACAACGCGGUGGAAUCUUUCUGGAGGAUGGCCUCAAUCACUUAUGCACAGCACAGUUCUGGGGUGAUACAUGUCUUGUUGAAUGGUUCUGCAGUUGGAGGAGCUUAUCCAGAGCCAGGUUUUUUUGCAGAUUAUGAAAUACCUAAUCUUCAGAAAGACAAAAUCUCACAAAUUGCCAUCUGGGUUGUGGAUGACAUUGAAGGACCAGACGCAGAGUCCUGUGGAACUAACAGUGUAGAGAAACUAGAAAACAGAUUGAAAACCCUUGGUUAUGAUGUCAUCUGCACUGACAAUUACAAGUCUGUAAUGUUCUUACUUUGUGUGGAUUAUCCUGAUGAUUCUAAGUGUACCCUUUCAUCGUUUUAAACCAUUUCCCGCAAAGUUUUGUGAGGAAACCUGGAUGAGAAGGCUUUUGGAAAACAUUAGUGUCUUUUUCCUUUCACCUAAGGGAUGAGAAUACCAGUUCUCCAGUAUUACCACAUAACACUUGCAGUAUGUAAGCCGGGGAGCAGCCACCCCUUCCUUUCCAUCCACACUGGUCCUUAAAUUAACAUAAUAACUACUGUAUUCUAAGCACCAGUCUCAUACUCUCUUGGGGUAGCUACUAAGCAGCUCAGCUAUCAUCCUCCUUAGGAAAUUUCUUUGCUUCUUGCCUUCCUGAGCCUUCUAUCCCCUCCUGUAUAGGUGGCAGUGUAAGAGGCUUGAUUCACUUCUUAUCUGUGCUAUCCCUAAUCAGGUCAGAGUCUGAAUGUUAUCAUUGCCUUUCCCUGAAAUUUACACAGCUAAAAUACUUCAAGACAAUGAAUACUUGCACUCUUCCCAAAUCACUUCUCUGCAAUAAAUAAUAUUUGCAUUGAAAUUAGCUGCCCUAUGCAGAUGUAUAUAAAUUAUUUGAUGAUUAUCUUCUAGAUCUGUUUUCUCUGUGGAUGGAUCACUGCUCUCUGAGAGUCCAUUAACUGACAUAGGAACAGUUUGGUCAGUAGGGAUGUCACUAUUAAGAACAUGUUACCUGUCAGGAAAAGUUUCCCUUGCAGAGCGUGUGCUCAGGGUAUACACUUCUAUAAUAAGUAGUGAGGCUAGGCGUGCAGGCUCUGUUACAUCCCCUUUCACAAUGGCUAUUUGCUGUUACAGUGUUAAUAGCUGCCUUCUCAGCCUCUGGAGAAUAAUGCUCCGAGCAACAAAACAAAGUUGUCCAAGUGACUUUUCUUGUUUCCACAGUUCCUGUUACAUUGGGAUACCAAAGGAGAAGGCUGCGUCAGGGUAGCAGAGG
Messenger RNA from Neopsephotus bourkii (Bourke's parrot), 1795 nucleotides. It is a transcript of the gene BST1, whose product is annotated as bone marrow stromal cell antigen 1. Bases 49 to 891 code for a protein of 280 amino acids. Gene Ontology annotation, biological process: positive regulation of B cell proliferation. Gene Ontology annotation, cellular component: plasma membrane. The record is from RefSeq and is a predicted model, not a curated record. Gene Ontology annotation, molecular function: phosphorus-oxygen lyase activity; NAD+ nucleosidase activity. The transcript is spliced from 9 exons. NCBI's taxonomy places the organism in Eukaryota, Metazoa, Chordata, Aves, Psittaciformes, Psittacidae.